ACCAGAUACACACCUACGCCAAGUAGUCCAACAAGUCCCGUAAUAAGAACAACACCAUUGCGUCCAGACGUCGCUCGACGAGACUUCAAUCGCAACAUCUAGUUCAUAUACGGGGAUUUUACGUUGAUAGCAACAACCUCUUCAUGGGAAUCCGUCGUUUCCGAAUACUGUUUCUUCUUCUGAUUUGUUUCAUAUUGUCGCCUGUUUUGUAUAUAAGUUUAUUGACUUGUCGAUGUAGGAAAGAAGCAAAAGUUGAUAGUCUGUGUCCUACGCAGUCACGUGAUUCUCUGUGUAGCUCUCAGAGAGACAACAAUGCAAAGGAUAAUUUACAAGAAAACAGAAGGACAAGUCGUCAUCGUUAUCUUUUAGUUAUUGUUAUUAUCACUGGACAAGAUCGAAGGGAGGAGAGAAGAGUGAUGAGAAACACAUGGCUGGCAAACUUUGACAAAACAAAAGUAGCAGUGAAAUUUGUAAUUGGUACUGUUGGGCUUAACGACGAGGAUGUGAGAUCAUUAGAGCAAGAAAACAACAUGCAUGAUGAUCUCCUAUUGUUGAGACAUUUUAGAGAAGACUUUGCAAUGUUGUCCAGAAAAGUUUUGAUCUCAUUGUCUUGGGUUGUCGAGAACUUGGACUUUGACUAUCUGUUCAAAGCAGAUGAUGAUACAUAUGCAAGGCUGCCUCUAUUACUUGAUGAGUUAGAUAAAAGACAAAAUCCUGGACGAUUUUAUUGGGGGUUUUUUGAUGGGCGAUCAUCAGUAAAACGAGCUGGAAAAUGGAAAGAGAGUGACUGGAUCUUAUGUGAUAAGUAUUUGCCAUACGCGUUGGGAGGAGGAUACAUUUUGUCACAUGACCUUGUGAAAUUCAUUGGUUUGAAUAAAGAUUACUUCAAAAUGUUUAAGAAUGAGGACGUGUCUGUUGGUGCGUGGUUAGCUGGUAUUGACAUGGAAAGGCAGCAUGACAGACGAUUUGAUACAGAGUACAAAUCACGAGGAUGUCAUAAUUCAUUUAUUGUGACACAUAAACAGACUGUCCAAGAUAUGAAAGCUAAGCAUCAGUCACUAGAGCAAACUGGUAAACUUUGUCCUAAAGAAAUGAUGGUGAGGCCUUCUUAUGAGUACAAUUGGAAUGUACUACCAUCUCAGUGUUGUCAAAGGAAUCUUCGAUUGCCUUAAGUUAUGAAUAAUUGACUUGAGAGUAGCUGCAAUGCAGCAUAGAUUUUGUAGAGAAUUAUUGCUUUGUAGUAGUGUAAACAUUGUUGUUAUAUUUGUGAGUUUU
This is a messenger RNA of Corticium candelabrum, 1275 nucleotides long. RefSeq names its product beta-1,3-galactosyltransferase 6-like. Gene Ontology annotation, molecular function: UDP-galactosyltransferase activity. The record is from RefSeq and is a predicted model, not a curated record. NCBI's taxonomy places the organism in Eukaryota, Metazoa, Porifera, Homoscleromorpha, Homosclerophorida, Plakinidae. The transcript has a single exon. Gene Ontology annotation, cellular component: Golgi membrane. Gene Ontology annotation, biological process: glycosaminoglycan biosynthetic process. The coding region runs from base 144 to 1172 and encodes 342 amino acids.